UGUUGAAAUAGCUGUAGUAUUUGCUCCAGACCAUCAGGAGGCGGAGGCGCAUCAGCGCUCUCUCUCUGAGCCUGAGAGAACGCGUCGCAGAGCCAUCCGCGGAUGUUUUUAAGUAGGCUGAGGUUACCUAGCAGUGAAAUCCAAUCCACGCUUACCUGUAACGGACAGUCAGGUAGACAUUACGCCAACUUCAAGACUUGAUCCGUUAGGUUUGUUUGUUCUUACAUAUAAUUCCUUUGGUCGAAACAAGCGAUGUCAGGCGGCUGCGGGCGGAAUCCUCCUCCUUUCCCUGAUAAUGAAGAUCAGGAGGCAGAAUUAGACACUCAAGUGCUGGACAGCGAUGAUGAUGAUGAUGAAGGCGAGGACAUAUUCACCGGCGCGAGGAGUAAACCGAUCACACCCACCUCAGCUCCUGAUGAAGGCGAUAUCUUCAGUGAGGAGGGCUCGUACGUCAGGAGCGAUGUCCAUCACGCCACUAAUGGCCUUCACUCUGAUGAAGAGCUGGAUCUGUUCACUGAGGCCACUGUAGAGCUGACACUCACUAACACCACCAGUCAAGGCAGGAGAGAGAUUAUUGGCCCGACCGCAUCGGCUUGCAACACCACACGUGUCCCUAAUUCCAUACUCAAACCCAGCAUUGUCACCAAGACCAUGGAGGAGUUGGAGGAGGAAGAGAGUGGAGACCAGUUUGAACUGAACAUUGCAGUCACUAAUCCAGAGAAAAUUGGAGAUGGCAUGAAUGCCUACAUGUCUUACAAAGUGUCGACACAGACUACACUGCCCAUGUUCCUUAAUAAGACGUUCUCCGUACGUCGACGUUUCAGUGAUUUUCUGGGACUUUAUGAGAAGAUAUCGGCCAAACACUCUCUGCUGGGCUGCAUCAUUCCACCUCCACCUCAGAAGAGUGUAGUUGGGAUGACUAAAGUGAAGGUAGGGAAGGAGGAUUCAUCCUCAGCGGAGUUUGUGGAAAAGAGACGAGCAGCACUGGAGAGGUAUCUACAGAGAGUAGUGGCUCAUCCAUCUCUAUUACAGGACCCGGAUGUUCGAGAGUUUUUAGAGAGAGAUGAGUUGCCCAGGGCAGUGAAUACUCAGGCUUUGAGUGGACCUGGCCUCCUAAAGAUGAUAAACAGAGCGUCGGAUGCAGUGAAUAAGAUGACCAUUAAAAUGAAUGAAUCAGAUAAUUGGUUUGAGAGUAAGCUGCAGGAAGUGGAGAAUGAGGAGCAGCUGCUGAGGAGGCUCCAUGCUGCUGUCGACUCAUUAGUAAACCACAGGAAAGAGUUGUGUAGUAACACAGUGGUGUUUAGUAAGAGUGUGGCCAUGCUGGGCAGUGUGGAGGAGAACUCUGCGUUAUCUCGUGCGCUGUCACAGCUGGCGGAAGUGGAGGAUAAGAUGGAGCAGCUGCAUCAGCAACAGGCCUUCAGCGAUUUCUUCAUCCUCGCUGAGCUCCUGGCCGACUACGUCAGACUGCUGGGGGCCGUGAGGUGCUGUUUUGAGCAGAGGAUGAAAGUGUGGCAGCGUUUGCAGGAGGCUCAGAGCACAUUGCAGAAGAAACGAGAGGCUGAGGCCAAACUGCUUUGGGCGAACAAACCCGAGAAGCUGCAGCAGGCUAAAGAUGACAUAAAUGAGUGGGAGUCUAAAGUCAGUCAGUAUGAGAGAGAUUUCGAAAGAGUCACCUGUACUGUGCGCAAAGAAAUGCUCAGAUUUGAGAAAGAGAAAGCCAGAGAUUUCAAACAGCACAUAGUGAAAUACCUGGAGUCCCUGCUUCACACACAGCAUAGGCUGGUGAAGUGUUGGGAGGCCUUCCUGCCUGAGGCCAAAGCCAUCGCUUGAUCAGAGCCUCACCUCACACGCUCCUAACCUUUGACCUUGACAACAGACAAUCAACAGUUCUCUCUUCCUAUUUCCUUUGCUCUCUGUGUGUGAAAUAACAUGUACAUCUUAAUACUCGCUCAUCGAUAAGCAGAUCCCCAGAUUGUGAUGGUAAACCUGUGCAGUGACACAACUGAAUGUUGAGUGUAAAGGUUAAAGGUCAGAGCGGCAUUAAAAAAGAACAGCUGUGUGUGGGGUGCAGCAAGAAUAUUUUUUUAUGUGUGCACGUAUGUGUGUGUUCAGUGUUAUCCUUAAGGUUUUUAAUGGUGCUUGGCCUGUGUAAUGUUUCAGUAGAGACAUUAAAGAUCGUCGAGUGUCAUUCUCUCUGUGUCAUGGAUGUGCAUAGCCUGGGGUGAGACUGAAGUUUGUAAUCCAUUCCAGAUAGAGAAAAACACUUGAGAUGUUCACGAAGCACUCAACUCAGCCUGAUGUUGCACCACAUUCUUAAAAUGAUAGCAAAGUUAGAGUACGAUAUAGAAAAAAAAAAGAUUCACAGACUAUGAAGGGAAAAUGUUUGGUGUUUUUUGAAAGAAGUCCCAUAUUUUGUGUUGAUAGUUUUGCACACAACAGUUGCACUGAUCUGAACUGGUCCAGAUAAAGGUCUACUUGCAGUAUAGGUGUACAAACAUUUCUAUUAAAAAUUCUAAAAGAACUUGUUAAAACAUACAUUAAUUACAAAAAAAGUUUAAUUAAUUUUAGGAGAAUGUGUAAAAACAUUUGUACUGUGGAUGCUUUUAGUCUUUAACAUGUAUGCACCGCUGGUGUAUUCAUGAUAUCACAAUACCUUGCAGAAACUGGGGCUUCAUUUAUAAAAUGCAUUUAUGAUCAGAUUUGCUCCUCAAUUCCAUGAAUUUGAUUCUAUGUCAAAAGUAAGGAGCAUUGGGAUUUAGCAUUGGGAAAAAGCAUGUGUAUGAACUUCUUGUGCUCAUAUACCAGUAAUUAAACUCGAUUAAGACCAUGUAAAGAUAAAUAGGCACACUAUGCAUUUAUAUUCACAAAUUAGCAAUAUUUUAACUGCUUUGUGAUGAUUAUGUCACUGCAAUUAGCGAAUUAUAUAUUAAUAAAGCCAUGACGUGAUAUUAGUGUGCAUUCUGUCAGUGUAGUUGAUGGACUUCUUCACAUUGCACAUAAACCGUGAUUUAUUAAGUUAUGCAUUUAGGGACAUUUUUGUGCAUACAGACAUUUUAUAAAUUGUUCAUAUGAACAUUUCAGAAACUUUCGUAUAUUCACACAUCAUUAGAUCAUUCUACGCAUGUCUAUAAAUGGGGCCCCAGGACCUUAAAUGACAUGGAUAUUGAGGGGACACCCCCAUAUUCAAAGCAAAGGUUCAUUAAUGGUUUUUUAAAGCCAGAUUUACACCAAUAAUGAAUUUUGGGUUAUAUGUUCUUGGUAAAAACAUGUUGGUUUGAAGCUCUUU
Messenger RNA from Sinocyclocheilus rhinocerous, 3286 nucleotides. Its product is annotated as sorting nexin-1-like. The transcript is spliced from 15 exons. Gene Ontology annotation, molecular function: phosphatidylinositol binding. Gene Ontology annotation, cellular component: endosome membrane; endosome. Bases 253 to 1830 code for a protein of 525 amino acids. The record is from RefSeq and is a predicted model, not a curated record. NCBI's taxonomy places the organism in Eukaryota, Metazoa, Chordata, Actinopteri, Cypriniformes, Cyprinidae. Gene Ontology annotation, biological process: intracellular protein transport; early endosome to Golgi transport.